Trachemys scripta elegans is the source of this 694-nucleotide messenger RNA. RefSeq names its product histone H4. Gene Ontology annotation, cellular component: nucleosome. The transcript has a single exon. Bases 34 to 345 code for a protein of 103 amino acids. Gene Ontology annotation, biological process: nucleosome assembly. NCBI's taxonomy places the organism in Eukaryota, Metazoa, Chordata, Testudines, Emydidae. The record is from RefSeq and is a predicted model, not a curated record. Gene Ontology annotation, molecular function: protein heterodimerization activity; structural constituent of chromatin; DNA binding.
UGUUGUUUUGGUUGGGGUGGUAUUCAGUUAGUCAUGUCUGGUCGUGGUAAAGGUGGUAAGGGACUUGGAAAGGGAGGCGCUAAACGCCAUCGGAAGGUGCUUCGGGAUAACAUCCAAGGUAUUACGAAACCGGCUAUUCGUCGUUUGGCGCGCCGUGGCGGUGUCAAGCGUAUUUCUGGGUUGAUUUAUGAAGAGACCCGUGGCGUGUUGAAGGUGUUUUUGGAGAACGUGAUCCGUGAUGCUGUUACUUACACUGAGCAUGCUAAACGUAAGACGGUUACAGCCAUGGACGUGGUGUAUGCUCUGAAACGCCAAGGCCGCACUCUGUAUGGAUUUGGUGGUUAGAGUCUUUUUUCUCUGCGUAUCUAAUUAACAACGGCUCUUUUCAGAGCCACCCACGUUUUCACAGUCAGAGCUGUAUCAUAAUGAGCACCUUGGACGAGGGAAAAAUACUUUGUAUUAGAACUUCUGAUCUAGCAACAAGUUUGUCACUCUAUUAGAAAGACUGUAUAGCUGCACCUCUCUUUCAGCGCUCAUUUAUGUAGAGGUGCGGGGUUGAAUCAUGAACGUCUGAAAACAGCAAAUCAAACUACUCAAGGGAACACGCAGCAAACUCUUAACUGGGCUCCUACCGUUUGUGUUAAUUCAUAUUUUGUUUAGAAUAUCGAAGUAAUAGUUGUAAAGUAUUGAAGCU